AACAUUAACAACACGAAUCAAACUAAACAUUAGUAGUAAAACUAGGAAUAUCUUUUAAUUUAGUGAACAUUUCUAGUGCAACCCGACCAUCGAGUGUCCGAAAAUGGUGCAUUACUGAACAAAAUCUCCAGGGUAAAAGGAUUGCUCCAGAUCUCGGGGUGAAAGUGAACUUCAGCUCGCCGAGAGGGCACAACAAAGCGCACAUAUUGAAAGCAGGAACUAAAAAUAAGCAUUAAGUGAAUUGCCUCCCGGUGCGCCAGAAGCAGCAGGCAGCUAGUAGCAUGAUUACCCUGACCCGGAAGAAGAAGGAAGCCAGCAGUAAUUCGUUAGCAGAUUCCACCAAGCGGAUCUCGAUACGGGAGUUUUUGCUGGUGAAGGAAGUGCAAGAGCUGGAGCAGAACCUACCGAGUACCUGUAAGAUCAGCUUUCAGGAUCCGAACGUGCUGAGUGAUUUCACGCUGGUCAUUGCACCGAACGAGGGCUUCUGGCAGGGUGGCCGAUUCAAGUUCAGUAUUCAUGUGCCCGAGGAGUAUAAUAUGGCGCCCCCGAAGGUGAAAUGCCUUACCAAGCUGUGGCAUCCGAACAUUUCCGUCGACGGCGACAUUUGCCUAUCCCUGCUCAGACUGAACUCGAUAGACGGGCUCGGGUGGGCCCCAACACGACGGUUAAAAGACGUCAUCUGGGGACUGAAUUCGCUAUUUACCGACCUCCUGAACUUUGACGAUCCGCUCAACAUUGAAGCAGCGGAACAGUACUCCAAGGACAAGGACAAAUUCCAGGCCAAGGUACGGGAGUACGUUUCGGCGUACGCGCGGAGAUAAUCGGCGCUUCGCGGGUUUGGGGGUUGAAGAAGACGAGUGUGUGAUAAAAUAGCAACAUAGGCAUGCUACAGCAGCGUGAGAAUUGAACGGAGGAAAACAACUACCAACAAUAACAAUUGAGCCAUCAUCAGAGACAGUCAUCACCAUUGUGCAGAGGAAGCAUUCUAACUUGUCUCCGGUAUUUUGUUUAAUACUUAGCCGAUCGUAGGUACAGAAAAUCGAUAGGACUCUGUAUUUCAAAUAUUUCCGUUAGCA
Ochlerotatus camptorhynchus is the source of this 1076-nucleotide messenger RNA. Its product is annotated as NEDD8-conjugating enzyme UBE2F-like. The coding region runs from base 282 to 821 and encodes 179 amino acids. NCBI's taxonomy places the organism in Eukaryota, Metazoa, Arthropoda, Insecta, Diptera, Culicidae. The transcript has 3 exons. The record is from RefSeq and is a predicted model, not a curated record.